AUGUGUCUUGACGAAAAGGAAAGCAAACGGCCACAACAAGGCGCCGUCGGCUUGGCCGGACCAGCCUCCGGAAGCGGGGCCGAAAGGGGUACGAGUUCCGGAGACACUCGGCAGCAAGCCAGCGCCGUCCCCGCCGAACCUGCUCCGGCGUAUGAGGAAGUGCCAACCGCGGAAGCAGUCCCGACUAUCUCCGACCCCUUCUGUUUCCCUUCCAGUGAUCAUCUCCCUCCCUACGAAGAGUCGGGGCCGGGCGGGCCUGUUAUUGCCAUUCCGCAGUGUAUUCCUGAGCCGGCGGCCCCCUUCGUCAACGCCUACCCGCCCGUCUUGCUCGGUCGCGGCAUCACUGACGCUAGCUGGCGCUCGUUUGUCGAGACCGUAUCGGCCUUUCUCGCCGCGAGCGUCUCGGAUCGAGCCAUCAGCUACGCCGGCGACGUGGCCAAGCACCUCGGUGAGCCCCCCAAGAGCUUCGGCAAGGGCAUCGCCGAGCGGGCAAAGUCGGUUGGCAAGGGCAUCACGGGCAAUGCUAAGCGAGGCAACGUCAUCGGUGCUGCCGGAGGCAUCCUCGGUGGUCUUGUUUACCUCCCCAUCGCCGUUGGAGUUGGUGCCAUCAGCACAGUGGCGCGUCUUCCCGGCGCAGCCGUGGGUGCUGUCGCCAAGAAGCCGCAGACACCGUUAGAGCGAGCGUCGGCCUAUGCUACCGUCGCCAACCGGAAGUGGCUUCGUGCCAGGGGUUUGCAGGCCUCUCUCGUCGACACCGAAGGCCUCUCUCGCCUUGUCGACAUCCCCUCUAAGAAUGUCUUGGAGCUAGCCACGAGCUCCAAGAAGGAGACUGCAUCGGCCCAGCUCGCCGCGCUCGAGGGAUACGUUGCGUCGCUUCAGGUCUCGGAAUUGGAAACCCUGCGGCUUGCGCCCUCGUCUCUGUGGUUAGUCUUGGUUCCGGUAGAGCAAGAGUGA
Molecule: messenger RNA, 954 nt
Organism: Drechmeria coniospora
Lineage: Eukaryota; Fungi; Ascomycota; Sordariomycetes; Hypocreales; Ophiocordycipitaceae
Exons: 1
Coding region: 1-954 (317 amino acids)
Source: RefSeq, a predicted model, not a curated record